Molecule: messenger RNA, 3075 nt
Organism: Acomys russatus (golden spiny mouse)
Lineage: Eukaryota; Metazoa; Chordata; Mammalia; Rodentia; Muridae
Gene: Znf770
Product: zinc finger protein 770
Exons: 1
Coding region: 917-3034 (705 amino acids)
Biological process (GO): regulation of transcription by RNA polymerase II
Molecular function (GO): RNA polymerase II cis-regulatory region sequence-specific DNA binding; DNA-binding transcription factor activity
Source: RefSeq, a predicted model, not a curated record
UGGGAGAAGACGCUGCUCCCAGUUUAAAGAAUCUUGAAUUCCCUUUAUCCUGACACACAGAUUAUACAGUGACAGAUCUAGGAUAGAUGAUAGAUAAUUUGUCUUUUGGACGCAGGGUCUCAUUGUGUAGCUCCUGUUGUCCUGGAAUUCACUAUGUAAACCAGGGUGGCUCUGAACUCACAGAGGUCCACUGGCCUCUGCCUCCUCCCAAGUGCUGUGAUUAAAGGCAUGUGCCAUCAAGCCCAUUGAGAGUAUAUAGUUUUAGUGUUGUAGUUCAACCAUCUAAAUAUAAUUAAAUGAAAUGUUUAUGCUCAGAACAGGUCUACAGUAUUGUUUUAAUUCAAUGAUAAUACGGGUUUUUUUCAUGGUAUUUUAAAUUUUUACCUUUAAUCUAUUUUAAAAUAUUUAUUAUUAGGACAUAGUCUCACUAGCUAAGGCUGACUUGAAAUUGCUGGAUAGCCCAUAUUGGCCUCAAACUCCUGAUCCUGCCUUCAUCUGACAUACAAAGAGUGGCUUUAUAGAAGUGUACCACACUACUAAGGGAUUUCCUUUCUAAUGACAAAGCAACUCAUGGAUAUAAUCUAGUAAUGAAGGAAGAAAGUUGUGAAAAAAAGGGCUGUUUAAUGUUAAGAAAGCAAGUUUGGUCCUUUUAAGGUUUAUUAAGUAGAAAAUUAGUUUUAAAACAUGUAAAAUUUUAGAAUUCUCAAGACUUACAUCUGUCUAAAAUUAGUUCCAUGAUUCUAAAGAAAUUAUCUAUGAUGGUUGUUAAAAGUACAUGAAAACACGGAAAUGUGCAAAUUCUCCUUAACGCAGCUAAAUUACUUUCUUUUGUAAAUAUCUUAAAAUUAAUACUUUUUUUGUUUUUUAAUGUUUAGAAAUCUUUGGAGCUUAAGAGUGCUAUGGAGCUUGUCCAAGUAUGCUGCUGAAGAAUAUGAUGGCUGAAAACAACUUUAAAAUGCUGAAGAUUCAGCAGUGUGUAGCCAACAAGCUACCUAGGAACCGGCCUUAUAUUUGUAAUAUUUGCUUCAAGCAUUUUGAAACACCAUCAAAAUUAGCGAGACAUUAUCUUAUUCAUACUGGUCAAAAGCCAUUUGAAUGCGAUGUAUGUCAUAAAAACUUUAGACAAUUAGUUCAUCUGGAGAGGCACCAGUUAACUCACAAUCUGCCUUUUAGUUGUAGUAUUUGCCAACGCCACUUUAAAAAUCUGAAGACAUUUGUGAAACAUCAACAGCUUCACAAUGAAUCUUACCAGAAUGAUGUUAAAGUCAGAAGAUUGCUUGAGACCAAGCAGGAGAAGGCUGUAUGUGGCAUGUAUAAUACUUUCUCUGCAGAGGAGAGACCGGCCCUGCACCCAUGCUCUAAGUCAGAUCCCACGUACAGCACCACAAAGAGAAGAAAGAAUAUUCAUGCAUGUACAAUCUGUGGCAAGAUGUUUCCAUCACAAUCAAAGCUUGAUAGGCAUGCACUUAUUCACACUGGGCAGAGGCCUUUUAAAUGUGUCCUGUGCAGUAAAUCUUUCCGACAGUCAACUCACUUAAAAAUCCACCAACUCACACAUUCAGAAGAAAGACCUUUUCAAUGUUGUUUUUGUCAAAAAGGAUUUAAGAUUCAAAGCAAACUUCUGAAGCAUAAACAGAUCCACACCAGGAAUAAGACUUUUCAGAAUCUUUCUUUAAAAGUAAAAAGUCCUGAAUCAUGUCCCCUACCCAAUAAAUUAAAUGCAAAGCAGGAUGCUUUUGAAAGUGGUGAUGUGGGUGAAUCUGAGGAGAAUAAUCCUCUUGAUGCCCACUCUAUUUAUAUCGUCCCUUUUCAGUGUUCUGAGUGUGAAGAGUGCUUUGAGUCAGAGCAGAUUCUCAGUGGACACCAGUGUCUUCCCGCCAGAGGUGGCAGAAUUCCAAGUAGGCUCAAAAGAAGCUGUAACUAUAAGACCAUUGUUAAAAAGCUUUUGGCUAAACUUAAACGUGCUGGGGGUAAAAAAUCAGAUAACCUCCAGUCAGAGAAAAGAACAUUUAAAAGCAACUGCUUGAAAAAUUGCGAACGUCCUUCCGCCAAGCAGAACAUGGAACAAACUCAGAGAUCAUUUGUGAGUUCACUUGGCAGACAUGGAUCAUACAAGACGGGUAGCAAAAAGAAGAAGAAACUUCUGACUUUGCCAUUUUCUUGGCAAAAGCAAUUCCAGAGCCAAACUAUGGGCAAAAGUUUGCAAGAUGUGUUUACGACAGGAAGCAUAUUAGCUAUGGACGGUUCGGUGACUAAUAAAGACUUGUCAGUCUAUGGCUCAUCAGGUGAGGAGUACUUUAACAAGCAUGACAUGCUUCCGUGCGGGUUUUCAGACUCAAGUGAAAAUGUGCACACUGGACAUAAAAUGUGCCCCUGUGACAAAUGUGAGAAAGUGUUUCCUUCUAUCUCUAAACUACAAAGGCACUAUUUAAUUCAUACCGGGCAGAGGCCUUUUGGCUGUAAUGUUUGUGGGAAGUCUUUCAGACAGUCAGCUCACUUAAAAAGGCAUAAGCUAACUCAUAUUGAAAAGAUUCCCUAUAGUUCUUUUUGGCAAGUGGACUUCGGAAAUGUGAACAAGUGUUUCAUCCAUCCAAGCGAUGAUGCUGGCUAUAGUGCUUCCCAGCAGUGUGUGGGGCUUAGUCUCCAGAAGCACGAGAGGUCAGAGUCCAGUCAGGUAUCAGGAGUUGAAGUCAAGGCAGAAGCAGAGGAUCUUGUGCUCGGUACCCACUGUCGGAGCAGCCAGUCUUACCUCGCUAACACGCUCUUGGAGUCAGAGCAGAGCCAUCAUUGUUACAAUUACUUAGGCCGUCCUGAGAGAAGUGACGGGCUUCUUUAUCAGUGCAGUGUUUGCUGUAAAAAUUUCCGAUCUCCAUCCAAACUAGAAAGACACUAUUUAAUUCACGCAGGGCAGAAACCAUUUGAGUGCUCAGUCUGUGGUAAAACAUUCAGACAAGCACCUCACUGGAAAAGACAUCAGCUCACUCACUUUAAAGAACGGCCACGAGAGAGGGUGGUUCUAGAUUCAGCUACAUAACACAAAACCACUAGUCUGUUUGUGACCCCUGAGAUAUAAUG